CCAGCCUGAGCAAACAGCAGCUGAGCGUUCCCAAGGCCCAAAUGCCGAGGAAGCCUGGUUCUCAUCUGAGGGGUGGUCGGAGUUGCUGGCCCCCCAGGCUCUUUUCUGACAUCUCCCUCUGCCUCGUGAUCCUGAUGGGCCAGGUGGGCUUGCUGCAGGGACACCCCCAGUGCCUGGAUUAUGGACCCCCUUUCCGGCCGUCCCGGCACCUGGAGUUUUGCUCUGACUAUGAGUCCUUCGGCUGCUGUGACCAGCGAAAGGACCGCCGUGUUGCCGCCCGGUACCAGGACAUCAUGGAAUACUUUGAUCUGAGGGGCCAUGAGCUGUGUGGAGUUUACAUUAAAGACAUCCUGUGCCAGGAGUGCUCGCCCUACGCUGCUCACCUCUACGACGCCGAGAACCCGCACACGCCCCUGCGGAACCUUCCGGGUCUCUGCUCCGACUACUGCUCUGCAUUCCACUCCAACUGCCACUCCGCCAUCUCCCUGCUGACCAAUGACCGUGGUCUCCAGGAUGCCCAAGCGAAGGACAGUGCCCGCUUCUGCCACCUCCUCAACCUUCCUGACGAGGACUACUGCUUCCCGAACGUCCUGAGGAAUGACCAUCUCAACCGCCAGCUGGGCGUGGUGGCCGAGGACCCUGAGGGCUGCCUGCAGCUCUGCCUCGCCGAGGUGGCCAACGGGCUGAGGAACCCCGUCUCCAUGGUCCACGCUGGGGACGGCUCCCAUCGCUUCUUUGUUGCCGAGCAGGUGGGAGUGGUGUGGGUCUAUCUUCCUGAUGGCAGUCGCCUGGAGCAACCCUUCCUGGACCUCAAGAGCGUUGUGUUGACCACUCCAUGGAUUGGGGACGAAAGGGGUUUCUUGGGUUUGGCUUUUCAUCCCAAAUUCCGCCGCAACCGCAAAUUCUAUAUUUAUUAUUCAUUUCUGGGCAAAAAGAAGGUUGAAAAGAUCCGGAUUAGUGAGAUGAAGGUUUCUCCAGCUGAUCCCAACAAAGCUGACCCCAAAUCAGAGAGGGUCAUCUUGGAGAUAGAAGAACCGGCCUCAAAUCACAAUGGUGGACAAAUUCUUUUUGGCGUGGAUGGCUAUAUGUACAUAUUCACUGGGGACGGAGGGCAGGCCGGGGAUCCCUUUGGCAAGUUUGGAAAUGCUCAGAACAAAAGCUCACUGCUGGGAAAAGUGUUAAGGAUCGAUGUGAAUGGGGCAGGCUCCGAUGGCAGGCAGUACCGAAUCCCCUGGGACAAUCCAUUUGUUUCUGAGCCAGGAGCUCAUCCCGCCAUCUAUGCCUAUGGGGUCAGAAACAUGUGGCGCUGUGCCGUGGACCGCGGAGACCCCAUCACGCGCCGGGGCCGAGGUCGAAUCUUCUGUGGGGAUGUGGGCCAGAACAAGUUUGAAGAAGUUGACCUCAUUAUUAAAGGAGGGAACUAUGGCUGGAGGGCCAAGGAGGGGUUUGAGUGUUAUGACAGAAAACUUUGUCACAAUGCCUCUUUGGAUGACGUUCUGCCAAUCUUUGCCUAUGGCCACGCUGUGGGGAAGUCGGUCACUGGAGGCUAUGUCUACCGUGGAUGCGAGUCCCCUAAUCUGAAUGGCCUCUACAUCUUUGGGGACUUCAUGAGUGGUCGACUUAUGGCUUUGCAGGAAGAUAGGAGAACCAAAAAAUGGAAGAAGCGGGAUGUUUGCUUGGGCAACACAGUGACCUGUGCCUUCCCAGGGCUGAUCAGCAACUAUAGCAAGUUCAUCAUCUCCUUUGCCGAAGAUGAAGCAGGGGAGCUGUAUUUCCUGGCCACCUCCUACCCGAGUGCCUACGCGCCCUAUGGAUCUAUUUACAGAUUCGUUGACCCCUCAAGGCGUGCACCCCCGGGCAAGUGCAGAUAUAAACCCGUGCCCGUGAAGACCAAGAGUAAGCGGAUCCCGUUCCGGCCACUUGCCAAGACAGUCUUGGACUUGCUAAAGGAGCAAUCCGGGGGAGCUGCCAGAAGAGCAUCCAACGUGACCUUAGCCUCCAGCGCAGACCGGGCCUCGCCCAGGAAGCCGGCUCCUCCCACAAACAGCAAGACAAGGGUGCGAGGGCCUGGUAGAAAGAAGAAAGCCAGAGUGAGGUCCCCAGCCCCCCAGCGGCUGAGGAAGAAGGAUCUGAACGCCCGCAGUGGCAGGAUGAGGCCGUCUUCACGGCGGGGGCCGGUGGGGGGAGGCAGUUUCCCUUGACCUUUUGGUGACGGUGGCUGGUGGGGCCAUGGUGGAGAAGAGAGCUCCACUCUGCCUCAUGGAAGCCACUGCUCAAGGUGGACCCUAGAAAUGUGGGAAGCUGGGGGUGGAGGUGGGGGCAGGCAGAUGGGACUUGUCCAAGGUCCCUCUGGUUGUCCUCUCUGGGAAAUCUUGCUCCCUGCUGAACGACAAGCGCGCUUUGUCCUUUCCCGGCGCUUCUGCAGGCAGGCUGUGUCCCACGUUGCUAGUGUACCUGGGUUACUACUGCGUCUACCCAUCUAGAAACCUGCUUGGGGUUCCUUGGGAUGCCUCUAUGAUGUCUUGUAAAUGCCUGUGACCUGAAGGGAUAGAUCAACACUGGCUGCAGCUGACACCUGUCCUUUGAGCUCCUGGAUGUUUGUCUGGCAUUAGGAAGUUAGCCUGCCUCACAGAGCUUGCCUAGGAGCCAGACUUCUCUGUCCCACCUCAUCCGGGGUCUAGGAGGAGGCCCGUGAGUGACAGCUGCCAUGGAAAACUCUAAAAUGGUGUCCCCUUUGCCCCAGUCCAAAGCUCACCAAGUUAACUAGAACAGGCUCAAUUUUGUAUAUCUAGCACCUACUAUUUGGUCUUGGCAAAUAGAAUAAUAAAUUUAAAUCUGUAUUAUCGAGUCUCUAUUAUUAUCAGCCAAGUUUAUAUACUUUAUCUUGGAACCUCACAACCUUGCUUCUUAUGACUGCUGUAGAACUGCUGCUGAGGAUGGAGGAAGAGGCUUCGGGAGGGUGAGUGACGGGCUGCAGUGGUGAGGGAGCGGCAGCCAUUCAGCUGGCCUUGACCCAUUGCCCUCUGUCUGCUGUGCACCUGCCUCCCCCAGGGGACUUCAAUGAGAUUGCGGCCUUUGAACCAGGUAUUAGAGGACUUAAGAACUAAGAGAGGAAAUGAUCCCUCUCUUCAUGAAGUUCUUCAGAUCAUGCAAAACAUCCAAAAGUGUGUAGGCAAUUUGGCUGAAGGGGAACGAAACCAUAAAAUGCCAGGAGUGUUAGGAUUGUUCAGAGGUCAUGUGCUGCACUGCUUUAGAUAGGGCUGGGCACUCCCCGGGCAGAUUUUGAGACUUCCAUAAAAACAGGUGCUGUCUUAGGUAUCUCACCUCACCUCCCCUACAUCCAUCAAGACUCUCUGAUUCAUUUUCUCUCAUUCAAUCUUUAUGAAAGAUAGGAAAUGCUCUAUUAUUUUCUGAAGAUCAUUUUUAGAUCAUCUUUUAAUUUCCCCCCUUUGCCCCUCCAAAUAGUGCCCCCCUCCUUUCUUUGCCUACCUUUGUAGCUCCUGUGCAUACUCUUCAGGGUCUGAGCAACCCUGUUAUUAUAACUUUUAAAAAAAUUGAUGAGACUUC
This is a messenger RNA of Lepus europaeus (European hare), 3567 nucleotides long. It is a transcript of the gene HHIPL2, whose product is annotated as HHIP like 2. Bases 42 to 2201 code for a protein of 719 amino acids. The record is from RefSeq and is a predicted model, not a curated record. Lineage: Eukaryota; Metazoa; Chordata; Mammalia; Lagomorpha; Leporidae. The transcript has 9 exons.